Messenger RNA from Trichogramma pretiosum, 1674 nucleotides. RefSeq names its product eukaryotic initiation factor 4A-III. The record is from RefSeq and is a predicted model, not a curated record. The transcript is spliced from 4 exons. Gene Ontology annotation, cellular component: nucleolus; catalytic step 2 spliceosome. Gene Ontology annotation, molecular function: ATP binding; mRNA binding; RNA helicase activity. NCBI's taxonomy places the organism in Eukaryota, Metazoa, Arthropoda, Insecta, Hymenoptera, Trichogrammatidae. The coding region runs from base 81 to 1310 and encodes 409 amino acids.
GUUGUUUUGUGAGUGCCGUUCAGUCGAAGUUUGGUUUUCCUGUUGAUUACAUCGUCUAGCACUACAACUCAAUAGCUAAAAUGGCGGAAAGUCGUUCAAGACGUGGUGGCGGCCCUGGCCCUUCUGCUACAAACGAUGAUUUAUCAAACAUCGAGUUUGAAACCAGCGAGGAUGUCGAAGUUAUUCCAACCUUCGAUAAUAUGGGUCUUCGUGACGAACUGAUAAGAGGCAUUUAUGCUUAUGGUUUUGAGAAGCCUUCAGCAAUUCAGCAACGUUCCAUCAAACCUAUCAUGAAAGGUAGAGAUGUGAUAGCUCAAGCACAGUCGGGUACUGGUAAAACCGCCACAUUCUCCAUAGCUAUUUUACAAACAUUAGAUACCCAAGUACGUGAAACACAAGUUUUGGUACUAUCACCCACAAGAGAAUUAGCUGUUCAAAUUCAAAAAGUCAUUCUAGCCCUUGGAGAUUUUAUGAAUGUACAGUGCCAUGCAUGCAUUGGUGGUACCAAUCUAGGUGAAGACAUUAGAAAGCUAGAUUAUGGUCAACAUGUUGUAUCUGGAACCCCUGGAAGGGUUUUUGAUAUGAUUAAAAGACGAGUUUUGAGAACCAGGGCAAUCAAAAUGCUAGUUCUUGAUGAAUCUGAUGAAAUGCUCAACAAAGGAUUUAAAGAACAAAUUUAUGAUGUGUAUCGGUAUCUACCUCCAGCAACUCAAGUUGUUUUGGUUUCUGCCACACUACCUCAUGAAAUUUUAGAAAUGACAAGCAAAUUUAUGACUGAUCCAAUCAGAAUUCUUGUUAAACGUGAUGAGUUGACACUUGAAGGAAUAAAACAAUUUUUCGUUGCUGUUGAACGUGAAGAAUGGAAAUUUGACACACUGUGUGACCUCUAUGAUACAUUAACUAUCACACAGGCUGUAAUUUUCUGUAAUACAAAGCGUAAGGUCGAUUGGUUGACAGAGAAAAUGAGAGAAGCCAAUUUCACGGUGUGCUCUAUGCACGGUGACAUGCCUCAGAAAGAACGUGACAACAUAAUGAAAGAGUUUAGAGCUGGCCAAAGCAGAGUUCUCAUUACCACAGAUGUUUGGGCCCGUGGUAUUGAUGUACAGCAAGUGUCGUUGGUAAUUAAUUACGAUUUACCAAACAAUCGUGAGUUGUACAUCCACAGAAUCGGUCGAUCAGGACGUUUUGGCCGUAAAGGUGUUUCUAUCAACUUUGUUAAAAAUGAUGAUAUAAGAAUUCUAAGAGACAUAGAACAAUAUUAUUCAACUCAAAUCGAUGAAAUGCCUAUGAACGUUGCUGACUUAAUCUAAUAAAUUUAAUUUACGUAGUCUUUAACUUAAAACUUAAUCGGUAAAGAAUGAAUGUAAUAUAUUAAUUAUUAAUAUUGACAUUUGAUACAAAUUAUUAAUAUUAAUAGUUAAUGUAUCUGAGUCUUGAAAUGUAUUUUUAAUUAAUGAAAUUGAUAAAACUUAGCCAUUUAUAAUCAUCUAGAAUUCGAAGUUUAGCUUUAUUUUAAAGCCGUUUUGGUAGAUAAAUUAUCUAUAAUUUUCUAUUAACUGCAUUAUGCAACACUCUGUACAGAUUAUGAUUCAAUAAUGACGGUGAUUUAUGAAAGCAUUUAUAUUGUAUGUAUUUUCACCGCUAUCAAUACAAAAAAAUUAUGAAGAAAAAAAA